This is a messenger RNA of Ixodes scapularis (black-legged tick), 763 nucleotides long. It is a transcript of the gene mRpL12, whose product is annotated as 39S ribosomal protein L12, mitochondrial. Gene Ontology annotation, molecular function: structural constituent of ribosome. The record is from RefSeq and is a predicted model, not a curated record. The coding region runs from base 22 to 603 and encodes 193 amino acids. Lineage: Eukaryota; Metazoa; Arthropoda; Arachnida; Ixodida; Ixodidae. The transcript is spliced from 5 exons. Gene Ontology annotation, biological process: mitochondrial transcription; translation. Gene Ontology annotation, cellular component: ribosome; mitochondrial large ribosomal subunit.
UAGGGAUACCUUCGAGCAAGCAUGUCGUUUUCGCUCACGUUCGCUCGGAGGUCCAGGCUCAUCAUAUGGGCGGGAAAACGCUGCACACGAGGCAUCCACCGGAGGUCUCCCACUGUGCCGGCAGCCCAUGGCCCGGCGAGGUACAGCACGGAGGCCCUGGCCCAGCCGUCGCCGCACGCCGAGGACCGCAGCUACCCCGAGAAGAUCUCGCGGAUAGUGGACGACAUCUCCCGGCUGACGCUCAUGGAGGUGGCGGACCUCAACGACCUGCUCAAGAAAACGCUGAAGAUCCAGGAGACUCCCAUGAUGGCCGGAGGGUGGGCCGCACCGGCGCCGGCGUCUGCAGGCCAGGAGGAGGAAGAAGGCAGUGGAGUGGCCCAGGUGAAGACAGCGUUCACGGUGAAGCUGGUCAAGUUUGAAGAUUCCAAGAAGAUCCAGCUCAUCAAGGAGCUCAAGAACCUCAUGGAGGGCAUCAACCUCGUUCAGGCAAAGAAGUUUGUGGAGAGCACUCCCCAAGUGGUGAAGGCAGACCUGCCGAAAGAGGAAGCGGAGAAACUUAAGGCGGCCAUCGAGGCCGCCGGCGGGACGUGCGAGAUCGUCUGAGGGCAGACGAGUAGACUGUACAGGUGGCGACUCUCGCGGUGCUUGGAAGCGUUACAUAUUAAUCACAGCUCAACGCUGUGUCCAAGUCCCCUUUUUCUCACGUUGUUAGUUGCUGUAUUUGUAUGUGUAGGAUUUAUAAUAAAGAUAAUUAUUUCAGCAA